AAUGUGGAGUUGUCAUCACCAUCUACUUUGCUUUUGUGGUUAUGUCUUUGAUUAGAAAAUGCAUAAGAACUGAACCAUCAUCCUUUACGGUUCUAAAUCUGUUGAGAGAGAGCAGAUGCAUAAAACACCUUGAACAAGUUCAUACCCACAUAAUACAAAAGGGUUAUGAGCAAGACCAUUUUAUCAUUAACCAGUUUAUAUCCCUCUGUAAUGUGUUUUCGUAUGAUAUAUCUUAUGCUACAAGUGUGUUUGAGCAUGUUAUUCAGCCUAAUGUUUAUGUAUGGAAUACAUUGAUUAAAGGGUAUAGCAAAAAAUCAUCUCUUGUUGAUUGUUUCGUAGUCUUGAGACAAAUGAGAAGAACUGUGAAUGUGAAACCUGAUGAAUUUACUUUUCCGUCGUUGGUCAAAUCUUGUUCUAAUGUGUUUGCUUUGAGGGAAGGUAAGAUUAUUCAUGGGUUGUUAGUGAGAUAUGGGAUUGAUAGUGAUGUGUUUGUAGGAUCUAGUUUGAUUGAUCUUUAUGGGAAGUGCAAAGAGAUUGAGUAUGCACGAAGAAUCUUUGAUGAAAUUCCUCUGAAGAAUGAGGUUAUAUGGACUGCGAUGAUCGUUGGAUAUGUAUAUGUUGGUGAUUUAUUAGAAGCAAGGAAGUUAUUCGAUGAAAUGCCACAGAGAAAUGUAGCUUCGGGGAAUGCAAUGAUUAGGGCAUUCGUGAAGUUUGGUGAUUUGUCCGGUGCGAAGAAAUUGUUUGAUAGUAUGCCUUAUAAGGAUGUGGUAUCUUUUACUACUAUGAUUGAUGGUUAUGCUAAGGCUGGUGACAUGGCAUCAGCAAGGUUUCUGUUUGAUAGGUCUUCUGAUAGAGACAUAAUUUUGUGGUCUGCUUUGAUGUCUGGGUAUGCUCAGAACGGGCAACCCAAUGAAGCUGUCAAAAUAUUUCACGAGAUGUUGUCAAUGAAUGUUAGGCCAGAUGAGUUUAUAAUGGUAAGUUUGAUGUGUGCCUGUUCCCAGUUAGGUCGUCUGGACCUAGCAAAUUGGGUAGAACAUUAUAUGAGCCAAAAUUCUUUUGAUCUUAAUCAAGUACAUAUAGCUUCGGCCCUCGUGGAUAUGAAUGCUAAGUGUGGGAAUAUGGAAAGGGCAAAAAUGUUGUUUGAGGGGAUGCCUAAGCGUGAUCUAGUAUCAUAUUGUUCAAUGAUACAAGGGCUGUCUAUUCAUGGUUGCGGUUCUCAGGCUGUAGAUUUCUUUGAUAGGAUGCUGAACGAGGGUCUUGUGCCUGAUGAUGUUUCCCUAAAGAUAAUUCUGACAGCUUGUAGUCGUGCAGAACUUGUUAAGGAGGGUUUCCGGAUCUUCAAUCUAAUGACAACCAAAUACUCUGUCAAGCUAUCUCCAGAUCAUUAUGCAUGCGUAGUAGACCUUCUUGGAAGGUCAGGAAAGCUUCAAGACGCAUAUGAACUUAUAAAGUCGAUGCCUGUUGAACCUCAUGCCGGUGCCUGGGGUGCACUUCUUGGGGCUUGUAAGCUACACUGUGACAUUGAGGUUGGGGAGGAGAUAUCGAAUAAACUUUUUGAACUAGAGCCUCAAAAUACGGGUAAUUAUGUGAUUUUGUCAGACAUCUAUGCUGCGGCAAAUAGGUGGUUAGAUGUUGCACUGUUGCGUCAAAAGAUGAGUGAGAAGGGUCUUAGGAAGAUACCUGGUUGCAGCAGUUGGUCAAGUUGAAUGCAAACCGCUUAGUCACUGGAACUCUUCGUGGGUUUGAUCAGUUCAUGAAUUUGGUCAUUGACAACACAGUGGAAAUUAAUGGCAAUGAUAAGAAUGAAAUUGGCAUGGUGGUAAUUCGCGGUAAUAGCGUGGUGACAAUUGAAGCGUUGGAGCCAGUCGCUAGACCACAGCAGUAGCUCUAACGGAUCUUUGUUUAUGCCCCAGAUGCUGCUGCUGCUCGUUUAAAG
Molecule: messenger RNA, 1936 nt
Organism: Solanum verrucosum
Lineage: Eukaryota; Viridiplantae; Streptophyta; Magnoliopsida; Solanales; Solanaceae
Product: putative pentatricopeptide repeat-containing protein At5g37570
Exons: 3
Coding region: 42-1706 (554 amino acids)
Biological process (GO): RNA modification
Molecular function (GO): RNA binding; protein binding
Source: RefSeq, a predicted model, not a curated record